This is a messenger RNA of Mesorhabditis spiculigera, 885 nucleotides long. The record is from the annotation of a GenBank genome assembly. NCBI's taxonomy places the organism in Eukaryota, Metazoa, Nematoda, Chromadorea, Rhabditida, Rhabditidae.
AUGUCGGACAACGGCGCCAAAAUCGCCGCGAAGCGCGCCGAAAUUGAAAAACGGGCAAAGGGCGGUGGCGGCUUCUUCGGCAAGCUGUUCGGCGGUGGAGGUGGCGGCGAUCUCGCGCAGGAGUACAUUUCGCUGGGCAACCUGUGCAAGAUGGACAAGCUGUGGAACGAGGCCGGCCAGGCAUUCGAGAACGCCGCCGACCGCUAUCGCCAGCAGGGCGAUUCCCAGCACGACUGCGCCACGCAAUUCUCGGAGGCGGCGAAUUGCUACCGGAAAGUGGACCCGAAUAAAGCCGUCGCCUGCCUGCAACGAUCCGCCGAAAUCUACACGGACAUGGGCCGCUUUACGAUGGCCGCCAAGAUUCAUGUGUCGAUGGGCGAAUUAUACGAGAACGAGCUGGCCGAUCCGACGAACUGCAUCACGCACUAUCAACGCGCCGCCGACUACUACAACGGCGAGGAGAGCAAGAGCUCGGCGAACAAGUGCCUCGAGAAGGUGGCACAGCACCACGCUGAACUUGAGCACUGGAAGGAGGCGGUUAAUAUCUACGAGCAAAUCGCCUUCUGGACGGCCGACCAUCCGACGCUGAAAUUCGGGGCAAAGAACCACUUCUUCAAGGCGCUGCUGUGCUGCUUGAACAAGGAUCCGUUGGACACGGCGAUCGCGCUCAAAAAGUACGAGGACGCCUACCCAAGCUUCACCGAUGCACGGGAGGCCAAGCUGAUUCGGGAAAUACUCGCCGCCAUCGAGGCCCAAAACGAGGACGACUUCACGGUGGCCGUCGCCAGUUUUGACCGCAUCUCCAAGCUGGACAAUUGGCAGACCGGGCUGCUUGUUAAGGUGAAGCGCCGCAUCACGCAGGGCGAGGACGAGGACGAUCUGCGC